Scleropages formosus (Asian bonytongue) is the source of this 1135-nucleotide messenger RNA. RefSeq names its product ubiquitin-conjugating enzyme E2D 2 (UBC4/5 homolog, yeast), like (gene ube2d2l). Lineage: Eukaryota; Metazoa; Chordata; Actinopteri; Osteoglossiformes; Osteoglossidae. The record is from RefSeq and is a predicted model, not a curated record. The transcript has 7 exons. The coding region runs from base 339 to 782 and encodes 147 amino acids.
UUCCGGCAAAGGCGGACAUCUUGUGGCGUAAACGCGGAGAGCAUAGAUUGAGACGGUGUGUUAAGAUUGAAAGAGCUGCUUACUGUAGCUGGAACAUUCGUUCUCUGGCUUGUUGUCAAGAGACGGCGAACAAAAUAUACGCAUAGAUUUCAGUAAUAAGAACAUCUGCCGGUGGGUACAGAAAUAUACACAUAUAUAAGGCCGCGGCUGAGUGGGUGACAUCAGUGCGACGUGGGAACUACUUUUUUGUUAUCAUUUUGCCCGGCAGUUCCGCUCGUGACCCGAUCAGCUAGCUGCAGUGGCUAGCCGGCUAGCUAACACCUACCCGGAGCGAAAACAUGGCGCUGAAACGCAUUCAUAAGGAGCUGAAUGACUUGGCCCGUGACCCGCCAGCACAGUGUUCAGCAGGCCCAGUUGGAGAUGACAUGUUUCAUUGGCAAGCUACAAUCAUGGGACCUAAUGACAGUCCAUAUCAAGGAGGUGUUUUCUUCCUCACAAUUCAUUUCCCCACUGACUACCCUUUCAAACCCCCCAAGGUUGCAUUUACAACAAGAAUUUAUCAUCCAAAUAUUAACAGUAAUGGCAGCAUCUGCCUGGAUAUUCUAAGAUCCCAGUGGUCUCCUGCUUUAACUAUUUCUAAAGUUCUUCUGUCCAUUUGUUCACUGUUAUGUGAUCCAAACCCAGAUGACCCCUUAGUGCCAGAGAUUGCACGCAUCUACAAAACAGAUAAUGAAAAGUACAACAGAAUAGCUCGGGAAUGGACUCAGAAAUAUGCAAUGUGAUGUUUUUCAGCAGAAGCGGGACAACCUGCAUUAUAGCUGGAAUAAACUUUAAGUUUCUCAUUCAUCUUUCCCCCUUCCCACUUUGGUUAUUUUAUUUGGCUGCUCCCUUUAUAUUACUUUUUUGUCCCCCUCCCUCCAAUCAUUCACAUGCACUUACAAGAAGAUGGCCUCUUCACUUUGAUAAGACCAGCUUUUUCAUGAAUUUCUAGUUUUUAAAGGCAGAUAUGCCUGUGAUUCUGAGCUCUGAGAAGCAUGUCCAUAAAGAGGGUACUGUACCUCAAUGUUCACUAUCAGGCAGUGACAAAAUGAAAGCGUUCGUCAUCGCUCUAACAUGUGGCAAAGAUGGCAGUGGA